Messenger RNA from Saprolegnia parasitica CBS 223.65, 582 nucleotides. RefSeq lists its product as hypothetical. The transcript has 5 exons. Gene Ontology annotation, cellular component: Golgi apparatus. The coding region runs from base 1 to 582 and encodes 193 amino acids. The record is from RefSeq and is a predicted model, not a curated record. Lineage: Eukaryota; Oomycota; Saprolegniomycetes; Saprolegniales; Saprolegniaceae.
AUGGAACGGACGAGCAGCGGCAAGGGGGACAGCGACGACGUCAAGAUCCACAGCCUCGUGGGCCAGGCGCUUGCGAGCGUCCAGCACAAGAUCAACAUCCAUUCGAUUCGCAGCCUCUUCAGCUUUAUGGGCAUUGGCGAGGAGCACCCGUUCUCGGUGCUGCUGCAGGCGCAGCUCGUCGUGCGGCUUCGUCGCAACUUGGAGUACUUCCUCGUCAACUACAUCCUCGUGUUUGGCCUCGUCUUCUUCUGCGUGCUGAUCUUCCACCCGUUCGCCAUGCUGUGCGGCGUGGCGACGCUCGGCGCCUGGGUCACGGUGCUCGUCCAGCGCAAGCAGAUCCAGCUGCUGCUCGGGCCCAGCGUCAAGAUGAUCUACGUGGUCUACGGCCUCGCUGCCGGUCGCCUCGAUUUCAUGUUCGUCGUCCAACUGACUAACCAUGCCUUAGGCACGGCGCUCGUGCUCAUCUUUUCGCUGCUGUCGCCGCUACUGCUUGCGACUACAACGCCAUUCGGCGUACACGCCUUGUUGCGCAACACCCCGGCCUCCGACAAGGUCGAUGUCGUCCUCGACGACCACCCGUAG